AUGCAUCAUAAUAUGCCAAUUACUGUUUCUCUACAGGAUCAGAUUUGUAUUUUGAUCGGUGAAAUUAUUGAUGUGCCGAAACAUCAGAAGUGGUGGUACUAUUGCUGUUUGUGUAAUGCACCUGUUUCUCAUGUUGGAAAUUUAUUUUAUUGUUAUCUGUGUAAAGUUGAGUGUUUUGAUGUCAUAAGAAGGUAUCGCAUCAAAAUUAUUGUUUCCCAUUCAAAUGGGAGCAAUAUUCUCAUACUUGAGGAUGAUGAGGUGAUGCAAAUACUGAAAAAGAGUUGCUUAGAUUUUUUGAUGGACCAAGGAAAUUCGUCCCAAUCAACGGAUGAUUACACUAUUCCGAAUACCAUGAUUUCUCAGUUGAUGAACAAGAAAAUUGUCUUCAUAGUGGAUCCUAGACCCAUUGGAUAUGAUUUGAAUAAAUCUCUUCAUGUUGUUCGUGCAAUAUGUGAUGAUAUUGAUAUUGUGAGGUUUUUGGAGGACUCCACCCAUGAUAAUCAACAACAGACUGUUAACCAUAAUUUUUAUGCAAGAAUUUCAUCUUCGCAAGGUUCCAAUUUAUUUGGGAAUCAUCAGCCUCUCACUAUUAGGAAAAAGUUUCGGAAUGCCUUUGGAUAA
Messenger RNA from Arachis duranensis, 621 nucleotides. RefSeq lists its product as uncharacterized. The record is from RefSeq and is a predicted model, not a curated record. The coding region runs from base 1 to 621 and encodes 206 amino acids. The transcript is spliced from 4 exons. Lineage: Eukaryota; Viridiplantae; Streptophyta; Magnoliopsida; Fabales; Fabaceae.